Messenger RNA from Ilex paraguariensis (yerba mate), 1902 nucleotides. The record is from the annotation of a GenBank genome assembly. Lineage: Eukaryota; Viridiplantae; Streptophyta; Magnoliopsida; Aquifoliales; Aquifoliaceae.
AUGGAAUGGUUGGGUCAGCCUGAAAAUCUUGAGGGACUUGGACUUGAUGUUAACUUAUUGGAAGGUCCGAUCCCCGCUUCUAUUGGGACACUGCAAAAUCUAACUGGUGUGUUUCUAGCAGGAAACAAUCUCAAUGGGACACUGCCAGAGAGCUUUGGGCAGCUUUCAAAGUUGUCGGGGCUUGAUGUUUCUUCCAAUCAGUUGACAGGUACUAUCUCGGAGGCCCAUUUUUUAAAUCUGACUAAUCUGUAUUUCUUGUCCUUGUCUUCCAAUUCCUUUAUUUUUAAUGUCAGUUCAAGUUGGGUCCCUCCAUUCCUAGUCCAUAAUCUUGACAUGGGUUCUUGCAAAUUGGGUCCUUCAUUUCCUGCCUGGCUUCAAUAUCAGAAGGAGCUUAACUUCCUUGACAUUUCAAAUGCUAGCAUUUCAGAUUCCAUACCACGUUGGUUUUGGGAUAUUGCUUCUAAUCUUUCCCUGGUAAAUGUUUCUCGGAAUCAGUUAGAGGGUCAGUUACCAAAUCCAUUAAAUGUAGUCCCCUAUGCAGAUAUUGACUUCAGCUCCAACCUCCUUGAAGGUGUCAUUCCUCUUCCUAGUGAUGUUAUUGAAUUACUAGAUCUGUCCAACAAUAGAUUUUCUGGCCCAAUCCCUCAAAAUAUUAGUGAAUCCAUGCCAUACUUGAUCUUUCUCUCUCUUUCCAGUAACCAACUAACUGGAGAAAUACCAACCUCCAUAGGACAAAUGCAGUUGCUUGAAGUCAUUGAUCUAUCGAACAAUAGAUUGAUAGGAAGCAUUCCUCCAAGCAUAGGAAAUUUCUCUUACAUAAAGGCUUUAGAUCUUGGAUUCAACAAUUUUUCUGGGGUUAUUCCAAGUUCUUUGGGCCAGUUGAACCUGCUUCAAUCACUGCACCUGAACGACAACAUGUUUUCCGGAGAGAUUCCUUCUUCUUUCAAAAAUUUGUCUAGUUUAGAGACCCUGGAUCUUGGAAACAACAGAAUGUCAGGUACUAUUCCAUCAUGGUUCGGAGAUGGUUUCACCAAUCUUAGAAUCCUCAAGUUGAGGUCAAAUGCAUUUCUGGCAGAAAUACCCAGUGAGCUUUCAAAUUUGAGAUCACUACGAGUCCUUGAUCUUGCAGAAAACAAGUUGACUGCCAAAGUCCCAACUAGCUUCGGUGACCUGAAAGCCAUGUCACAAGAGCAUGAAAUAAACAAAUAUCUGUUAUAUGGCUUUUACAGGGGCAGCUAUUAUGAAGAAAGCUUGGUUGUAAAUAUAAAAGGACAAUCUCAAAAAUACACCAAGACUCUAUCCCUUGUGACCUCCAUAGACCUGUCUGGAAAUCAUCUAACUGGAGAGUUUCCAGUGGAAUUAACGAAGCUGUUCGGCCUGGUGGUUUUGAACAUAUCAGGAAACCAAAUCAGUGGUCAAAUCCCAGAAAGCAUAUCAAAUUUGCGUCAAUUGGCAUCUCUUGAUCUCUCAAGUAAUAAGCUUUCGGGUGCCAUUCCUCCAAUCAUGUCUAAAUUAACAUUCUUGAGUUAUCUGAAUUUAUCGAACAAUCAGUUACCAGGUCAGAUUCCUUAUAUGGGGCAGAUGACAACAUUCACCGAGUCUUCUUUUGGGGGAAACCCUGGUCUUUGUGGAGCUCCACUUCUUGUGGAGUGCCCUGGUGAAGAUUCAACCAAAGGACAGACUGAUGAGGAUGGCAGCAACGAUAGCUUCAUUGACAAGUGGUUUUACUGGAGUCUCGGACUGGGAUUUGCUGCAGGUGUUCUUGUCCCUUACCUGAUUUUCGUGAUUAGAAAGCCUUGGCGUGGUGUAUACUUCGAUUUUGUGGACAAAAUUGUUUAUAGAUUAUCCAGGGUGAGCAGAAAGAGACCAGCACACAACAGAAAUCUCCAUCGCCAACGAUAA